Molecule: messenger RNA, 2804 nt
Organism: Octodon degus (degu)
Lineage: Eukaryota; Metazoa; Chordata; Mammalia; Rodentia; Octodontidae
Gene: Irf5
Product: interferon regulatory factor 5
Exons: 9
Coding region: 768-2264 (498 amino acids)
Biological process (GO): immune system process; regulation of transcription by RNA polymerase II
Cellular component (GO): nucleus
Molecular function (GO): DNA-binding transcription factor activity, RNA polymerase II-specific; protein binding; RNA polymerase II cis-regulatory region sequence-specific DNA binding
Source: RefSeq, a predicted model, not a curated record
GAAAAACAACUGAAGCCCAAACCCAAACAAAAAACCAGCUAAGUACUGAAAGAAUGAGUCCAGUAGGAGGAGAAAGGGCAGACAAGAAACUAGGAAAUUGAUGGCUUCAGGCAGGGCAAGGCCUCAGCUUGGUGGCAGCUGUCCUUGCUGGAGGCAGGUUGAGUGGGUUGAUGGGAUUUAUCUAAGGAGCAGGGGCUUCAUCCCUGAGGGAAGCCAAGGAAGAAGAAAAGUCUUCCCACUGAAUUCAGACACCCUUCCACUGUUCCCUUGGCCUGCUAUUGUUUCCUAGAAACCAGUGGUUGGGUUCUUGUCUAGAGGAUUAGUUGGGAUUCUCAGAGGAAGGAGGCUGAGAACAGGGAGAGGGCAAAGCUGAGCAGGUUGGGGUGGGUCAGGCUAAUCCUAAGAGCUGUUCACCUGUAGCUGUCCACACUUGGAGCAAGCAGGCCAGGCUUUUGUCACCAUAGCUGCUGUUGGGUCUGCCCCUCUAGAGUGAGAUGUGGCCUGACUUGCAAGGGAGGCAGCUGAAGGCAGUUCUGUGGCAUGGGAGCAGCUGGUGCUUUUAUUAUCUGGCCAAAGGAUGCCCCAGUCUGGUACAGGGCCUAGGGUGGGACUGUCCAAACAUCCACCAGUGCUGAGAUCUCUUUCCUUCCCCUUUCCUGCCCAGCACCCAACACAAAGCACAGAUUCUGUGCCUUGGAAGCUAAGAGUUGGAAAGAGAACUGGCCUUGAACACUUGGGUGGGUCCACUGUCCCCAGAGCCCUUUGCCAUGAACCAGCCACCUCCUGGGGCUCCCCUUCAGCCACGCCGUGUGCGGUUGAAGCCCUGGCUGGUGGCCCAAGUGAACAGCUGCCAGUACCCUGGGCUUCAGUGGGUCAACGGCGAAAGGAAAUUCUUCUACAUCCCCUGGCGGCAUGCCACAAGGCAUGGUCCCAGCCAGGAUGGGGACAACACCAUCUUCAAGGCCUGGGCCAAGGAGACAGGGAAGUACACUGAGGGGGUGGACGAGGCUGAUCCUGCCAAGUGGAAGGCCAACCUACGCUGCGCCCUCAACAAGAGCCGAGACUUCCGCCUCAUUUAUGACGGACCCCGGGACAUGCCACCUCAGCCCUACAAGAUCUACGAGGUCUGCUCCAAUGGCCCUGCUCCCACAGAGUCCCAGCCUCCAGAAGAUUAUACUCUGGCCACAGGAGAGGAGGAAGAGGAGGAAGAGGAAGAGGAGCUCCAGAGGAUGUUACCAGGCCUGAGCCUGACAGAAGCAGUGCAGCCUGGUCCCUCUGUGGCACCCUAUUUACCUAAAGAAGAUGUCAAGUGGCCCCCUGUUCUUCCACCGCCUGUGGGGCCUCCUGCCUUAGACCCCAACCUCCUGGUUACUGCAUCUGGCAACCCUGCUGGCUUCGGGCGUCUUGCUGAAGCCUUGCCCAGCCCUGUGCCCCUGGCUGACGCCCUGCCCCCUGCAAGUGAACAGCUGUUGCCCAACCUACUGAUCAGCCCGCACAUGCUGCCUUUGACCGACCUGGAGAUCAAGUUCCAGUACCGGGGGCGGCCACCCCACGCCCUCACCAUCAGCAACCCACAAGGCUGCCGGAUCUUCUAUAGCCAGCUAGAGGCCACUCAGGAGCAGGUGGAACUCUUUGGCCCCGUGAGCCUGGAGCAAGUUCGCUUCCCUAGCCCUGAGGACAUACCCAGCGACAAGCAGCGCUUCUAUACAAACCAGCUGCUGGAUGUCCUGGACCGUGGGCUCAUCCUCCAGCUGCAGGGCCAGGAUCUGUACGCCAUCCGCCUGUGCCAGUGCAAGGUGUUCUGGAGUGGGCCCUGUGCCAUCACUCAUGGCUCAACCCCGAACCCCAUUCAGCGGGAAGUCAAGACCAAGCUCUUCAGCCUGGAGCAGUUUCUUAAUGACCUCAUCCUAUUCCAGAAGGGCCGCACCAACACCCCACCUCCCAUUGAGAUCUUCUUCUGUUUCGGGGAGGAGUGGCCUGACCAAAAGCCACGAGAGAAGAAGCUUAUUACUGUCCAGGUGGUGCCUGUCGCAGCCCGGUUGCUUCUGGAGAUGUUCUCAGGGGAGCUUUCUUGGUCAGUUGACAGCAUCCGGCUGCAGAUCUCGAACCCAGAUCUCAAAGAUCACAUGGUGGAGCAGUUUAAGGAGCUCCAUCACAUCUGGCAAGCCCAGCAGCAGCUGCAGUCUGUGGCCCAUGCCCCUCCCAUGGCAGGCUUGGGUGCUGACCAGGGGUCCUGGCCCAUGCACCCUGUUGGCAUGCAAUAGCCAGACUGCAGGUGGUGGCUGUGUAGACUGAUGAGGCAGUAUAGUAGCCCCAGCAGGACUGGCUGGCUGCAGAGUCCAACCUUUGGGUCCCCUUGAAAUGGAUUUAGGCCAAGGAUAAAAAAAAGACUGGUGUGCCAGUUCUCCCUGCAGAGCUUUGUUUCGGGGCCAACUUCCUGGGCCUGCUUCUCCUGCGCCCUUUCUGGCCCUCCUCGCUCUGGUGAAAACCGGCCAGCAGUCUUUUGAGCAAGGAAAGAAUGUCCCCAACUGCAGAGCCUACAUGGACAGGGCAGACUGCCCCAGGGUGGCCCACUCUUGUGGUUGCUCCAUUUGCUCUGGCAAAAAGAGCUGAAGAAGUGUUGUGGGCCGGGUCAGCAGGGCAGGGGCCUGAUUUGGAAGUUCCCUAGUUUGAGCCUCACUUUUCCAGCUCCUGAGAUGAAUAUAAGCCUUUAGACAUCAUUACAGCAACUACCUGCUGCCUUACCCAGAGUUUAAGAAUGUGGGGUUAAAGAGUAGAAUUUUCUGUAUUUUUGGAUUAAAAAG